CUGCAAAGCAUGGAGGAGGCCCACGCGGGAGCAGAUGCCCCCCCGCAGCCCGGGGAGGACGCCACGGGGGAGCAGGGGGCUGCGCCCCAAGCAGGCCGGGACUCUGGGAGCGGUGAUGGGGCAGGCAAGGAGAUAAAGGAGGAGGAGGAGAGGCAGCCCAUGGAGGAGCAGAGGGUGGUGCUGGAAAGAGCCGGAGAGGAGCCCCAGAGCCCCAGGGUGGAGAUGGACCAGGAUGUCCCACGGCAGCCAGGGGAGACACACGGUAGCCAAGAGCCAAGAAGACCCCGAAAAUGCUCUUUCAAAGGGACGUAUGGUGGGGGCCGUCAGGGAGACGCAACCCAACCAACGAAUCAGUCCAGAGAGAAGGUGUACACGUGUCUGGACUGUGGGAAGGUCUUCAACCGCAGGAGCAGCCUGAGCCGUCACCAUCAGUCCCACACGGGAGAGAAGCCCUUCAAGUGCCUGGAUUGUGGGAAGAGCUUCAGGUAUAGUGUGAAACUCCUGCGUCACCGGACGACACACACCAAGGAGAAGACCUUUCUCUGCACAACAUGUGGAAAAGUCUUCUCCUGGCGCUCGUACCUCCUCAUCCACCAGCGCAUCCACACGGGACUGAGACCCUACACCUGCUCGUACUGUGGGAAGAGCUUCCAGCGGAGUUACCACCUCAGGAGCCAUCAGCAAGCCCUGCACAGUGUAUUUCUGUCCCCAGUGCUGGGUCCUGGGGGGACUGGGAAGGAGGAGGAGAGGCAGCCCAUGGAGGAGCAGAGGGUGGUGCUGGAAGGAGCCGGAGACGAGCCCCAGAGCCCCAGGGUGGACGGGGACCAGGAUGUCCCCCGGCAGCCAGGGGAGACGCAAGGUAGUCAAGAGCCAAGAGGAACCCAAAACUCUUCUUCCCACGGGAUGUGUGCUGAAGACCUUCAAAAGCACGGAACCCAACCAAGCAGUAUCUCCAGAGGGAAGGUCUAUAAGUGUCUGGAGUGUGGGAAGGUUUUCAACUGGGGCAGCAGCCUGAGCCGUCACCGACGAAUGCACAGAGGAGAGAAGCCCUAUAAAUGUGGGGAUUGCGGGAAGGGCUUCAGGGAUAGCGGGAAUCUUCUGUCUCACUGGAGGACACACACCAAGGAGAAGCCCUUUCUCUGCACCACCUGUGGGAAUCGCUUCUCCUGGUAUUCAAACCUCAUGAAACACCAACAAACCCACACGAGAGUGAGAUCGUUCCCCUGCUCGCACUGCGGGAAGACCUUCCAGCGUAUUUAUCACCUCAGGAAGCAUCAGCAAAACCGCCACAGUGGUGAUGGGACAGGCAAGGAGAAGGAGGAGCAGAGGGUGGUGCCGGAAGGAGCCGGAGAGGAGCCCCAGAGCCCCAGGGUGGACGGGGACCAGGAUGUCCCCCGGCAGCCAGGGGAGACGCAAGGUAGCCAAGAGCCAAGAGGACCUCGAAAACGCUCUUUCAAAGGGACGUAUGCUGAAGACCUUCAAGAAGACUCAACCCAACCGAGGAGUAGCUCCACAGAGAAGGUAUACAAGUGUGUGGACUGUGGGAAGGUCUUCACCUGCAGCAGCAGGCUGACCCGUCACCAACGGAUGCACACAGGAGAGAAACCCUUUGAGUGUCAGGAGUGUGGGAAGAGCUUCUCGCAGAGAGGGAACCUCCUGUCUCACCAGAGGACACACACGAAUGAGAAGCCCUUCAUCUGCACCACGUGUGGGAAACGCUUCACGUGGUGCUCAAACCUCAUCAUCCACCAACGCAUCCACACGGGAGAGAGACCCUACGCCUGCUCGCACUGCGGGAAGAGCUUCCGGCAGAAAGCUCAACUCAGGAAGCAUCAGCAAACCCGCCACAAGGGUGAUGGGACAGACAAGGAGAAGGAGGAGCAGAGGGUGGUGCUGGAAGGAGCCAGAGAGGAGCCUCAGAGCCCCAAGGUGGAUGGGGACCAGGAUGUCCCACGGCAGCCAGGGGAGACGCGAGGUAGCCAAGAGCCAAGAGGAACCCGAAGAUGCUCUUUCCAAGGGUCGUGUGCUGAAGACCUUCAAGAGGACUCAACCCAACCGAGGAGUAGCUUGAUAGAGAAGGAGCACAAGUGUCAGGAGUGUGGGAAGGUCUUCACCCGUGGGAGCAGCCUGAUCCGUCACCAACGGAUCCACACGGGAGAGAAGCCCUUCAAGUGCCAGGAGUGUGGGAAGAGCUUCAGGGAGAGUGCAACCCUCCUGUGUCACUGGAGGACGCACACCAAGGAGAAGCCCUUUCUCUGCACCACGUGUGGGAAACGCUUCUCCUCAAGGACAGAGAUCGUCAAACACCAACGCAUCCACACGGGAGAGAUCCCGUACGUCUGCUCACACUGCGGGAAGAAGUUCUGGAAGAAGUGUGACCUCAGGAGGCAUCAGCAGGGCCUCCACAAUGGUGAUGGGGCAGGCAAGGAGAUAAAGGAGGAGGAGGAGAGGCAGCCCAUGGAGGAGCAGAGGGUGGUGCUGGAAGGAGUCAAAGAGGAGCCCCAGAGCCCCAGGGUGGACGGGGACCAGGAUGUCCCACAGCUGCCAGGGGAGACACACGGUAGCCAAGAGCCAAGAGGAACCCAAAGAUUCUCUUUCAAAGAAGAACCCCAGAGCCCCAAGGUGGAGAUGGACCAGGAUGUCCCCCGGCUGCCAGGGGAGACACACAGUAGCCAAGAGCCAAGAGGAACCCAAAGAUGCUCUUUCAAAGAGGAGCCCCAGAGCCCCAAGGUGGAGAUGGACCAGGAUGUCCCACGGCAGCCAGGGCAGACGCAAGGUAGCCAAGAGCCAAGAGGACCCCGAAAAUGCUCUUUCAAAGGGACGUAUGCUGAGGACCUUCAAGAAGACUCAUCUGAAGGAGGCAGUAGCUCCAGAGGGAAGGUCUACAAGUGUCUUCUAUGUGGGAAGGUCUUCAGCUGGGCAAGUAGCCUGAGCCGUCACCGCCGGUUCCACACCGGAGAGAAGCCCUACAAGUGCCAGCAUUGCGGGAAGAGCUUCAGGGAGAGUGGGGAUCUUCUGUCCCACUGGAGGACGCACACCAAGGAGAAGGCCUUUUUCUGCACCACAUGUGGGAAACACUUCUCCUGGUACUCAAGCCUCUUAAAACACAAGCGCACCCACACAGCGGUGAGAUCGUACAGCUGCUCGCACUGUGGGAGGACCUUCCAGCGGAAUUAUCACCUCAGGAAGCAUCAGCAAAUAGUCCACAGUGGGACAUAUGUUGCAAAAGUUCGAAAAGUUGCAAGACAACCACGGCGUAGCUCCAGAGAGGAGAUGCACACGUGUGUGGACUGUGGGAAGGUCUUCACCUCCGUGCGAAACCUGAGGCAACACCAGUGGAUCCACACGGGAGAGAAGCCCUAUAAGUGCCUGGAUUGUGGGAAGACCUUUAGGGAUAGUGGGAAACUCCUGCGUCACCGGAUAACCCACACCAAGGAGAAGCCGUUUGUCUGCACCACGUGUGGGAAACGGUUCUCCUGGAGCUCAAACCUCACCAUCCACCAGCGCAUCCACACGGGAGAGAGACCCUACACCUGCUCGUACUGCGGGAAGAGCUUCCAGCGUCGUUAUUACCUCAGGGAUCAUCAGCAAGCCCUCCAUGGAGUAUUUCUGUCCCCAGUGCUGGGUCCUGGGGGGACUGGGAAGGAGGAGGAGAGGCAGCCCAUGGAGGAGCAGAGGGUGGUGCUGGAAGGAGCCGGAGAGGAGCCCCAGAGCCCCAGGGUGGACGGGGACCAGGAUGUCCCACGGCAGCCAGGGGAGACGCAAGGUAGCCAAGAGCCAAGAGGAACCCAAAACUCUUCUUCCCACGGGACGUGUGCUGAAGACCUUCAAAAGCACGGAACCCAACCAAGUAGUAUCUCCAGAGGGAAGGUCUAUAAGUGUCUGGAGUGUGGGAAGGUUUUCAUCUGGGAGAGCAGCCUGAGGCGACACCGACGGUUCCACAGGGGAGAGAAGCCCUACAAGUGCCAGGAUUGCGGGAAGGGCUUCAGGGAUAGAGGGAAUCUUCGGUCUCACCAGAGGACACACACCAAGGAGAAGCCCUUUGUCUGCACCACCUGUGGGAAACGCUACUCCUCGUACUCAGGCUUCAUAAAACACCAACGGUCCCACACAGAAGUGAGGUCGUUCCCCUGCUCGCACUGCGGGAGGAUCUUCCGGCAGAAUUAUCACUUCAGGAAACAUCAGCAAAAAGUCCACGGUGGGACGUGUGCUGAAGACCUUCAGGUUGCUUCGAGACAACCAAAGAGUAGCUCCAGAGAGAAGCUGCACAAGUGUCUGGAGUGCGGGAAGGCCUUUGUCUGUAGGAGCAAACUCAUCCGUCACCAACGGGUCCACACGGUAGAGAAAACCUUGAAGUGCCAGGAAUGCGGGGAGAGCUUCACACAGAAACGUCAAUUCCUGCGUCACCAGCGGACACACACCGAUGAGAAGCCAUUUCUCUGCACCACGUGUGGGAAACGCUUCAACUUGAAAUCAAACCUCACCAUCCACCAGCGCAUCCACACGGGAGAGAAACCCUACACCUGCUCACACUGCGGGAAAACCUUCCGGCAGAGCUCUCAAGUCAGGAGGCAUCAGGAAGCCCUCCACAGUGGUGAUGGGACAGACAAGGAGAAGGAGGAGGAGAGGCAGCCCAUGGAGGAGCAGAGGGUGGUGCUGGAAGGAGCCGAAGAGGAGCCCCAGAGCCCCAAGGUGGAGAUGGACCAGGAUGUCACACAGGAGCCAGGGGAGACGAAAGGUAGCCAAGAGCCAAGAGGAACCCAAAGAUUCUCUUUCAAAGAGGAACCCCAGAGCCCCAAGGUGGAGAUGGACCAGGAUGUCCCACGGCAGCCAGGGGAGAUGCAAGGUAGCCAAGAGCUAAGAGGAACCCCAAAAUUGCCCUUGAAUGGGACGUGUGCUGAAGAACUUUGGGAAGAUGCAACUCAACCAGGGAGUAGCUCCAGAGAGAAGGAGCACAAGUGCCUGGAGUGCGGGAAGGGCUUUGCCUCUAUGAGCAACCUGAGCCGUCACCGAUGGAUCCACGCAGCAGAGAAUCCCUUCAAGUGCCGGGACUGUGGAAAAACCUUCAUGGAGGGCUGGAACCUCUUGUGUCACCAGCAGACACACACCAAGGAGAAGCGCUUUGUCUGCACCACGUGUGGGAGACGCUUCACGUGUCAGUCGAACCUCACCACACACCAGUACGUCCACACAGCAGAGAGACCGCAUGCCUGCUCACACUGCGGGAAGAGCUUUUGGAAGAGGUGUGACCUCAGGAGGCACGAGGAGGUCAUCCAUAAUGGUGAUGGGACAGGCAAGGAGAUAAAGGAGGAGGAGGAGAGGCAGCCCAUGGAGGAGCAGAGGGUGGUGCUGGAAGGAGUCAAAGAGGAGCCCCAGAGCCCCAAGGUGGAGAUGGACCAGGAUGUCCCACGGCAGCCAGGGCAGACGCAAGGUAGCCAAGAGCCAAGAGGACCCCGAAAAUGCUCUUUCAAAGGGACGUAUGCUGAGGACCUUCAAGAAGACUCAUCUGAAGGAGGCAGUAGCUCCAGAGGGAAGGUCUACAAGUGUCUUCUAUGUGGGAAGGUCUUCAGCUGGGCAAGUAGCCUGAGCCGUCACCGCCGGUUCCACACCGGAGAGAAGCCCUACAAGUGCCAGCAUUGCGGGAAGAGCUUCAGGGAGAGUGGGGAUCUUCUGUCCCACUGGAGGACGCACACCAAGGAGAAGGCCUUUUUCUGCACCACAUGUGGGAAACACUUCUCCUGGUACUCAAGCCUCUUAAAACACAAGCGCACCCACACAGCGGUGAGAUCGUACAGCUGCUCGCACUGUGGGAGGACCUUCCAGCGGAAUUAUCACCUCAGGAAGCAUCAGCAAAUAGUCCACAGUGGGACAUAUGUUGCAAAAGUUCGAAAAGUUGCAAGACAACCACGGCGUAGCUCCAGAGAGGAGAUGCACACGUGUGUGGACUGUGGGAAGGUCUUCACCUCCGUGCGAAACCUGAGGCAACACCAGUGGAUCCACACGGGAGAGAAGCCCUAUAAGUGCCUGGAUUGUGGGAAGACCUUUAGGGAUAGUGGGAAACUCCUGCGUCACCGGAUAACCCACACCAAGGAGAAGCCGUUUGUCUGCACCACGUGUGGGAAACGGUUCUCCUGGAGCUCAAACCUCACCAUCCACCAGCGCAUCCACACGGGAGAGAGACCCUACACCUGCUCGUACUGCGGGAAGAGCUUCCAGCGUCGUUAUUACCUCAGGGAUCAUCAGCAAGCCCUCCAUGGAGUAUUUCUGUCCCCAGUGCUGGGUCCUGGGGGGACUGGGAAGGAGGAGGAGAGGCAGCCCAUGGAGGAGCAGAGGGUGGUGCUGGAAGGAGCCGGAGAGGAGCCCCAGAGCCCCAGGGUGGACGGGGACCAGGAUGUCCCACGGCAGCCAGGGGAGACGCAAGGUAGCCAAGAGCCAAGAGGAACCCAAAACUCUUCUUCCCACGGGACGUGUGCUGAAGACCUUCAAAAGCACGGAACCCAACCAAGUAGUAUCUCCAGAGGGAAGGUCUAUAAGUGUCUGGAGUGUGGGAAGGUUUUCAUCUGGGAGAGCAGCCUGAGGCGACACCGACGGUUCCACAGGGGAGAGAAGCCCUACAAGUGCCAGGAUUGCGGGAAGGGCUUCAGGGAUAGAGGGAAUCUUCGGUCUCACCAGAGGACACACACCAAGGAGAAGCCCUUUGUCUGCACCACCUGUGGGAAACGCUACUCCUCGUACUCAGGCUUCAUAAAACACCAACGGUCCCACACAGAAGUGAGGUCGUUCCCCUGCUCGCACUGCGGGAGGAUCUUCCGGCAGAAUUAUCACUUCAGGAAACAUCAGCAAAAAGUCCACGGUGGGACGUGUGCUGAAGACCUUCAGGUUGCUUCGAGACAACCAAAGAGUAGCUCCAGAGAGAAGCUGCACAAGUGUCUGGAGUGCGGGAAGGCCUUUGUCUGUAGGAGCAAACUCAUCCGUCACCAACGGGUCCACACGGUAGAGAAAACCUUGAAGUGCCAGGAAUGCGGGGAGAGCUUCACACAGAAACGUCAAUUCCUGCGUCACCAGCGGACACACACCGAUGAGAAGCCAUUUCUCUGCACCACGUGUGGGAAACGCUUCAACUUGAAAUCAAACCUCACCAUCCACCAGCGCAUCCACACGGGAGAGAAACCCUACACCUGCUCACACUGCGGGAAAACCUUCCGGCAGAGCUCUCAAGUCAGGAGGCAUCAGGAAGCCCUCCACAGUGGUGAUGGGACAGACAAGGAGAAGGAGGAGGAGAGGCAGCCCAUGGAGGAGCAGAGGGUGGUGCUGGAAGGAGCCGAAGAGGAGCCCCAGAGCCCCAAGGUGGAGAUGGACCAGGAUGUCACACAGGAGCCAGGGGAGACGAAAGGUAGCCAAGAGCCAAGAGGAACCCAAAGAUUCUCUUUCAAAGAGGAACCCCAGAGCCCCAAGGUGGAGAUGGACCAGGAUGUCCCACGGCAGCCAGGGGAGAUGCAAGGUAGCCAAGAGCUAAGAGGAACCCCAAAAUUGCCCUUGAAUGGGACGUGUGCUGAAGAACUUUGGGAAGAUGCAACUCAACCAGGGAGUAGCUCCAGAGAGAAGGAGCACAAGUGCCUGGAGUGCGGGAAGGGCUUUGCCUCUAUGAGCAACCUGAGCCGUCACCGAUGGAUCCACGCAGCAGAGAAUCCCUUCAAGUGCCGGGACUGUGGAAAAACCUUCAUGGAGGGCUGGAACCUCUUGUGUCACCAGCAGACACACACCAAGGAGAAGCGCUUUGUCUGCACCACGUGUGGGAGACGCUUCACGUGUCAGUCGAACCUCACCACACACCAGUACGUCCACACAGCAGAGAGACCGCAUGCCUGCUCACACUGCGGGAAGAGCUUUUGGAAGAGGUGUGACCUCAGGAGGCACGAGGAGGUCAUCCAUAAUGGUGAUGGGACAGGCAAGGAGAUAAAGGAGGAGGAGGAGAGGCAGCCCAUGGAGGAGCAGAGGGUGGUGCUGGAAGGAGUCAAAGAGGAGCCCCAGAGCCCCAAGGUAGAGAUGGACCAGGAUGUCCCACGGCAGCCAGGGGAGACGCAAGGUAGCCAAGAGCCAAGACGACCCCGAAAAUGCUCUUUCAAAGAGGAGCCCCAGAGCCCCAAGGUGGAGAUGGACCAGGAUGUCCCACGGCAGCCAGGGGAGAUGCAAGGUAGCCAAGAGCCAAGAGGAACCCAAAGAUGCUCUUUGGAAGGGACGGGCGCUGAAGCCCAUCAGGAAGACUCAACCCAACCAAGGAGUAGAUCCAGAGGGAAGGUCUACAAGUGUCUGGAAUGUGGGAAGGGCUUUGCCUCUGGGAGAAACCUGAUCCGUCACCAACUGAUCCACAGCGAAGAGAAGCCCUACAAGUGCUUUGAUUGUGGGAAGAGCUUCAGGUAUGAAAUGAAACUCCUGAAUCACCGGCAGAUACACAGCAGUGAGAAGGCCUUUCUCUGCAAGACGUGUGGAAAAAGUUUCUCCUUUAGCUGGUACCUUAUGAAACAUCAACACGUCCACACGGGAGUGAGACCAUUCUCCUGCUCGCACUGCGGGAAGACCUUUAGAGAUAGUUACAGCGUCAAAAGGCAUCAGAGAGCCCGCCACAGUGGUGAUGGGACAGACAAGGAGAAGGAGGAGCAGAGGGUGGUGCUGGAAGGAGCCGGAGAGGAGCCCCAGAGCCCCAGGGUGGAGAUGGACCAGGAUGUCCCCCGGCAGCCAGGGGAGACACAAGGUAGCCAAGAGCCAAGAGGAACCCAAAGAUGCUCUUUCAAAGAGGAGCCCCAGAGCCCCAGGGUGGAGAUGGACCAGGAUGUCCCCCGGCAGCCAGGGGAGACAAAAGGUAGGCGAGCGCGAAGAAGACUCCGAAAAUGCUCUUUCAAAGGGACGUAUGCUGAAGAACUUAAGGAGGAUGCAAAUCAACAAAGGUGUAGCACCAGAAAGAAGGUCUAUGAGUGUCAGGAGUGUGGGAAGGUCCUGAGCUGUGCAAGAAACCUGACGCGUCACAAACGGAUCCACACGGGAGAGAAGCCCUUCAAGUGCUUGGACUGCGGGAAGAGCUUUGGGUAUAGUGUGAAACUCCUGCGUCACCGGAUGACACACACCAAUGAGAAAUCCUUUGUCUGCUCUGUAUGUGGGAAAAGCUUCACCCUUAAGUCGUACCUGGUGAAACACCAAAGCACCCACACUGGCGUGAGACCGUACGCCUGCUCACACUGCGGGAAGAGAUUCCGGCAAAACAUUCACCUCAGGAAACAUCAGCAAAGCCAGCACAAGGGUGAUGGGACAGGCAAGAAGAUUAAGGAGGAGGAGGAGAGGCAGCCCAUGGAGGAGCAGAGGGUGGUGCUGGAAGGAGUCAAAGAGGAGGCCCAGAGCCCCAGGGUGGAUGGGGACCAGGAUGUCCCCCGGCAGCCAGGGGUGACGCAAGGUAGCCAAGAGCCAAGAGGAACCCAAAGAUGCUCUUUGGAAGGGACGGGCGCUGAAGCCCAUCAGGAAUACUCAACCCAACCAAGGAGUAGCUCCAGAGGGAAGGUCUACGAUUGUCUGGAAUGUGGGAAGAUCUUUGCCUGUGCGAGCAACCUGAGCCGUCACCGGCGGAUCCACACAGGAGAGAAGCCCUACAAGUGCUUUGAUUGUGGGAAAAGCUUCAGGGAUAAAGUGAGACUCCUGACUCACCGGCAGACGCACACCGGUGAGAAGCCCUUUCUCUGCACGACGUGUGGAAAAACUUUCGCCUUUAGCUGGUACCUUAUCAAACAUCAACACAUCCACACGGGAGCGAGACCAUUCUCCUGCUCGCACUGCGGGAAGACCUUUAGAGAUAGUUACAGCGUCACGAGGCAUCGGAGAGCCCGCCACAGUGGUGAUGGGAUAGACAAGAAGAUGAAGGAGGAGCAGAGGGUGGUGCUGGAAGGAGUCAAAGAGGAGCCCCAGAGCCCCAAGGUAGAGAUGGACCAGGAUGUCCCCCGGCAGCCAGGGGAGACGCAAGGUAGCCAAGAGCCAAGAGGAACCCAAAGAUGCUCUUUGGAAGGGACGGGCGCUGAAGACCUUCAAGAAAACACAAGCCAACAAAGGAGCACCUCCACAGAGAAGGCGUACAAGUGUGUGGACUGUGGGAAGAUCUUUGCCUGUGCAAGCAACCUGACCCGUCACCAACGGAUCCACACGGACGAGAAGCCCUACAAGUGUCAGGAAUGUGGGAAGAGAUUCAGGGAUAGUGGAAAACUCCUGCGUCACUGCAGGAUUCACAGCGAUGAGAAGCCCUUUGUCUGCAACACAUGUGGGAAACGCUUCACGUUCAGUUCGUACCUCCUUGUCCACCAGCGUGUCCACACUGGUGAGACACCAUAUGACUGCUCACACUGCGGAAAAACCUUCCGGUACAUAUGUCAACUCAGGAGGCAUCAGCGAUCCGUCCACAGUGAGCUCUAUCCUGCAGAAGUUGUAAAACACUCAACCCCACCAAAGAAGAGGUUCAGAGGGAAGUUUUACAAGUGUACGGACUGUGGGAAGGCCUUCACCUGCCCCAGCAACCUGAACAGUCACCGACGGAUCCACACGGGAGAGAAGCCCUUCGAGUGCCAGGAGUGCGGGAAGAAGUUCAGGGAUAGUGGGAAUCUCCGCGGUCACCUGAAGACCCACACCAAGGAGAAGCCCUUUCUCUGCACCACGUGUGGGAAACGGUUCGCCUGGAGCUCGAACCUCCUCAUCCACCAGCGCAUCCACACGGGAGAGAGGCCCUACCCCUGCUCGCGCUGUGGGAAGGGAUUUGUGACGAUGACUCAUCUCCGCAGGCACCAAGCUUUCCACAAUGGUGAUGGGGCAGGCAAGGAGAUAAAGGAGGAGGAGGAGAGGCAGCCCAUGGAGGAGCAGAGGGUGGUGCUGGAAGGAGCCGGAGAGGAGCCCCAGAGCCCCAGGGUGGACGGGGACCAGGAUGUCCCACGGCAGCCAGGGGUGACGCAAGGUAGCCAAGAGCCAAGAAGACCCCGAAAAUGCUCUUUCAAAGGGACGUAUGCUGAAGAACUUCAAGAAGAUGCAACCCAACAAAGGCGUAGCUCCAGAGAGAAGGUCUACAAGUGCAUGGACUGUGGGAAGAGCUUUGCCUGGAGGAACAGCAUGAGACGUCACCGACGGAUCCAUACGGGAGAGAAGCCCUUCAAGUGCAGUAUUUGUGGGAAGAGCUUCAUGGAGAGCGGCGUGUUCUGGCAUCACUGGAGAGGGCACACAGACGAGAGGCCCUUUGUCUGCACCACGUGUGGGAAACGGUUCGCCUGGCGCUCGAACCUCGUCUCCCACCAGCGCGUCCAUUCGGGAGACAAACCCUACGCCUGCUCGCGCUGCGGGCAGACCUUCCGGAGGAGGAGUCACCUCCAGAGCCAUGAGGAAACCCUGCACAGUGGCGCUGAGCACCCACGCGGAGCCAGGACAACCACCCUGGGUGCUGGAGGAAAAGUUGGGGAGGAAGGAGGAGCCGACGCUGACGGGGCAAAGGGGUGGCAGGAAGAUCAUCCCUGAGGAGAUUUCCCAGGAGGUGGCUUGGGUACAUGGGCAACGUGGCUCUCCCUUCACCCCAGCGCGUGGGACCAUCACGUCCAAGAGCCGCAGCAUCUCCAUGGGGCCUUGUGCGUCCGGGGAGACGCGAUGUUUCAGGAACGCUGCCCUCCUGGCAAAACCAGGCUGCUCCCGUGAGUCCAAAGGGAUUAGAAAGUCUCGUUAGUCGGCGGGGUCGUUAGGAAGACCCAACGUUGAGCAAACGGCUGGACUGUCUUGGUCGGACGUUUUGGUGGGGUGUUGGUUGGGUGUUCCACGCUGUGACCAUCCUGUUGUCUUCUACUCAGUUUGCUCUUUCUAUGUUUCUCUCUCCCUGUUCAUCAGUCGCUUCGUUAAAAGCGUGUUCCACUAAUUAUUACCUGAUUCCAGACUGUGAGGAUGAACUUCACUGAUGGUGCUCACCAAGGCCCUGGCUUUUGUGCUUCCCGGUGGGAUACAGGGAUACCGGACUGUGAUGGUGGAGGGAUGAGUCGCUCUCACCGACAGCUCAGGGAGUAUUUUACUGUGAGGAAGGAGAUUGAUGUGACGGGGAAAACUGUGCCAAAACGUCUCAGGCACUUUGGAGGAAGCAAAAAUCCAGCCAGGACCCUGCAACAAAAAUCAAGCAUAAGGGGUGCUCCUUUUGUUACGCAGGUGCCCACGUCCGUGUGUGUGUAUAUAUAUAUGUAGACACGUAUCAAGGGUGUGUAUAUAUCAUAGCCUUUAGAAGAAAUAUCCCUAUUCUGUUUUUUGAAAUUUCUACCAAAUAUAUUGGAUUAUCCUCAUAAUA
Molecule: messenger RNA, 12337 nt
Organism: Tyto alba (common barn owl)
Lineage: Eukaryota; Metazoa; Chordata; Aves; Strigiformes; Tytonidae
Product: zinc finger protein 646
Exons: 26
Coding region: 10-11532 (3840 amino acids)
Source: RefSeq, a predicted model, not a curated record